Messenger RNA from Salvia miltiorrhiza (redroot sage), 1727 nucleotides. RefSeq names its product pyruvate dehydrogenase E1 component subunit beta-1, mitochondrial. The transcript has 15 exons. The record is from RefSeq and is a predicted model, not a curated record. Gene Ontology annotation, biological process: pyruvate decarboxylation to acetyl-CoA. Bases 287 to 1384 code for a protein of 365 amino acids. Gene Ontology annotation, molecular function: pyruvate dehydrogenase (acetyl-transferring) activity. Lineage: Eukaryota; Viridiplantae; Streptophyta; Magnoliopsida; Lamiales; Lamiaceae.
AGUUGUACUUCCACGUAAUAAUCCGAGGUACAACCCUUUAAAGCAGCCUGGACCGCCAAACGAAAAACACGAAGUUUCUGUUCUAACAGUUUGCAUCACCAAGAAAAGUAUAGAAGAACGGAAUACACUAAAAUAUUUGCCGUGCAUCCAAUUCUCUCUGUGCGAUACGGAAAAUUUCAAAUCAGCUUCGCUUUCAGACACCCAAUUCCCCGCAUUCAAUCGGGUCUUCUUGCUUUCUACUGGGACAUCUUCAGCACUGGGUUUUUUGUAGUGAAGAGUUUUAAAAAUGUUGGGAAUCAUAAGGCAAAAGGUGGCCGGCAAGCUCAAUCAUGCUCUGAAUUUUGAGCAAGGAGUUGGGGCAGUUGCGUUGAGGGCAUUUUCUUCCUCCGCCAAGCAGAUGACAGUGCGUGAUGCUUUAAACUCUGCACUUGAGGAAGAAAUGUCUGCUGAUCCCAAAGUGUUUAUAAUGGGUGAAGAGGUUGGUGAAUAUCAGGGUGCAUAUAAGAUCACCAAAGGUCUUCUGGAUAAAUUCGGUCCCGAGAGGGUUGUUGAUACACCUAUCACGGAGGCUGGAUUUACUGGAAUUGGAGUUGGCGCAGCAUAUCAUGGUCUAAGGCCUGUGAUAGAGUUCAUGACUUUCAACUUCUCAAUGCAGGCCAUCGAUCACAUCAUCAAUUCUGCUGCAAAAUCAAAUUACAUGUCUUCCGGUCAGAUAUCAGUUCCUAUUGUUUUCAGGGGCCCGAAUGGUGCUGCAGCUGGUGUGGGUGCUCAACACUCGCAGUGCUAUGCAGCAUGGUAUGGCUCGUGCCCCGGACUAAAAGUACUGGCCCCAUAUUCUGCGGAAGAUGCUCGAGGCUUGCUUAAAGCUGCUAUAAGGGAUCCGGAUCCUGUUGUAUUCCUUGAAAAUGAACUGCUAUAUGGCGAGUCAUUUCCUGUCUCAGCUGAAACGCUUGAUUCCAGUUUCUGUUUGCCUAUCGGGAAAGCUAAGAUUGAACGUGAAGGAAAAGAUGUAACAAUCACUGCUUACUCGAAGAUGGUUGGCUUUUCUCUUCAGGCCGCGGAUAUUCUUGCAAAAGAAGGGAUUAAUGCUGAGGUGAUAAAUCUUCGGUCCAUUCGCCCUCUCGACAGAUCUACUAUAAAUGCCUCUGUUAGGAAAACAAAUAGGCUUGUGACUGUCGAAGAAGGAUUCCCUCAACACGGCGUUGGUGCUGAGAUCUGUGCUACUGUCGUUGAAGAUAGCUUUGAGUAUCUUGAUGCACCUGUUGAGAGGAUUGCUGGGGCUGAUGUUCCCACACCCUACGCUGCAAAUAUCGAGAGAUUGGCUUUUCCACAGGUCGAAGACAUUGUUCGUGCAUCAAAGAGAGCCUGCUACAGGUCAAGAUAAUCAGCUACUAAGGAACAUGAGGAUUCUGCCCUUUUCGAAUAUUCUUCUACGAAGAUCAUUCUUUUUGGUAUGUGCGGUGUUCGUCUCUUUUGCAGGGAAAUGUUGGAUGAUUCCUCACGACAUUUGGGUUGACAAGUUUACUCUAGAUCGCGACACCCCCCAUGAAAAAUAAGGUUCUGAAACCGUGCUUUUCUGUUUCAGCAAUUUUGGGGCAUGUUUCUCUGUUAAACAAUACAACUCAAGGAAGAGACAAUUGCUUAUGCACUCUUUUCUUCUUUUUUUGGUGUGUGUGUUGGAUUUUGUGAAUGCUUUUCUGCUAUAAUAUUAUGCUGAAAAUAGAACU